AAUGCCUCGGGGUGAGCCGUGGCAGUUCAACGGCUUCCAUUUUACGGCAGUGAAGGAAGGAAAGAGGCCAAGGAGAGAGGAUGAACCAGGCCCAGAGCCUGCUGAUCGAGGGCUUGACCAGCACCAAACAUGUGGCCCACGCCGCCAUCAUCAAGAUAGAAGACGGGAGCAUCUUGGCGACCACGCCGGGCUUCGGCAUCCAGAGCCAGGCCUCGGUGUUCGUCCAGGCCUUCUUCCAAGACCUGCUCCAGAUCCGACGGGAAGGGCUUUACUUCAAGGACCAGUACUACAAGUGCGCGCGGGCGGACGACAACGCAAUCUAUCUGAAAGGGAAAGACAACGGCCUCGUCUUGGUUAAGACCAAGUCGUUGGUGUUGGUGGGGACCUACUCCCAAGGCAUGUACCCCAGCGUCUGCGUGGAAGCGGUGGAGAAGCUGGCCGACUACUUCCGGGAAAAGGGCAAUUGAAGGCCUCCGGAGAAGGCCUUGAAGGUGGCGCCAUGAUGCUCCGAAUGGAGAAGCCAGAUGAGAAGCGGAGGGAGGCCCAACUCUUGGCUGGAACUCCAGAUUCUUCUGAACCUAAACUGAUCUGGAAGCAUCAAUAGCAGAACUUUAGCAAUUGGGGGGAAAAAACUCAGGAGAAAGACCUCUGGAGAAGGUCUUGAAGAUGGUGCCACUAUGCUCCAGAUCAACUGGGAAGUGGAAGGGAAACCCAACUCCCGGCCGGAAUUCCAGAUCCUUCAGAGCCUAAACUGAUGUGAAGGCAUCGCUUACAGAACGUUAGCAAUGAGAAAAUGAACUCAAGAGUGUAGGUUAGUAGAAAAGGCCUUGAAGAUGGAGCCAUUAUGCUCCGGAUCAACCAGAUCGAGAAGCAGAGGGAGACCCAACUCUCGACCGGAACUCCGGAUUCUUCCGAGCCUAAACUGAUCUGAAGGCAUUAAAUUCCAAAACUUUUAGCAGCGGGAAAAAUUAACUCAAAAGUGUGUUAGCAGAAAAGCUUCUUGAGAAGGCCUAGAAGACGAUGCCAUUAUGUUCCGGAUCGACAGGAUCGAGAAGCUGGAUGAGAAGUGGAGGGAGGCCCAACUCUCGUCCGGAACUCCAGAUCCUUCCGAGCCUCAACUGAUCCGAUUUCGUCUUAUUUGGGAUGGAAAGAACUCCUGAUUAA
Anolis sagrei ordinatus is the source of this 1164-nucleotide messenger RNA. RefSeq names its product profilin family member 4 (gene PFN4). Gene Ontology annotation, molecular function: actin monomer binding. Lineage: Eukaryota; Metazoa; Chordata; Lepidosauria; Squamata; Anolidae. Gene Ontology annotation, cellular component: cell cortex. The record is from RefSeq and is a predicted model, not a curated record.